Messenger RNA from Aureobasidium vineae, 1631 nucleotides. The record is from the annotation of a GenBank genome assembly. Lineage: Eukaryota; Fungi; Ascomycota; Dothideomycetes; Dothideales; Saccotheciaceae.
ACUUUAACAUGCCUUCCUCGACAGCGAAUGGAAGCAAAGAGCACCACAACAAAUUCGAUGCUCUUUCGCGUCAGUUAUCAAGAGCUUCUACGCUGGUAGAACAUCGUCAGGACGCCACAGUCCCGCACGUCCAUUUCGAAGGCAGGGAACUCUACGAUCCUCAUGCAGUCUGGACAUCUGAGGAGGAGUCAAAGAUCAAGAGAAAGACUGACAUACGUCUUCUAGCCUGGCUCUCGCUCAUGUACUUUGGUAGGGUAUUGUACCAGAAGCCCUGGACCAUGACUGACCUCUUCAAGNCCGCACAACUUGAUACCACGAAUAUGUCAAACGCUCUCGCCGAUAACUUUCUACACGACCUUGGAUUCACCAUGACGGAAUAUGGUAACGGUACAAUGAUCCACCGAAUCUGCUGGUUGAUUGCGGGACUGCCAUCACAAACGAUUGCUAUGCGCUAUGGAUACCGAUUCAUGUAUCCCGGCUUGAUGUGUGCUUGCGAAGCUGGAUUCUACCUGUGUAGAGCCUUGACAGGAUUGCUUGGAGGGGCUUUUGGGCCGUUGACUGUGAUGUGCUUAUCCAAUUUCUAUACCAACAAAGAGUUGGGCUUUCGAAUUGCAAUCUUGGCUUCUGGGAUCAAUCCUUGUCCUCCUUACUGGCUGCGGGCUUACUUAAUAUGCGAGGAGUGGCUGGCAAGCCAGGGUCUGUUCUACCUACCCUCGGGACCGACGAGGACUCAAACCGUUCUCUGGAGGAAGCCCUGGUUCUCGGAGAGAGAGCAAAGUAAGCUUUAUGUCAUGUCUGAGGUUCAAGGUGUGCUAAUGUUGAAAGUGAUUAUGAUCAAUAGGCUGCUCAGAGACGACGUUUCGAAGGGUAGAAUCGGUACCAAGGCGCACAUCAGUAUGCGUGACAUCUGGAAUACCCUAAGAGAUCCGGGUGAGUUUACAUAUCGGUAUCUCAAACUUCUCUACUUACCACUGCUACAGNGACUGAUCGGUUUCUGGUUCUGUGCAUCGAUAAUAUUCAUCCCCAAGAGCCCUGUUGCCCAAUAUCUUGUACUAAACCUGAGGCAACUCGGCUUUUCGAGAUUCGAGAGCAGCGUUUUGACAAUACCUUCCGACCUGCUUCGCGUUGUUACUGUGCUCACCCUUACAAGAAGCAGUGGCCACUUUAACGAAAAAGCAUUUCACAGUAUGAUACCAACGUGUAUAGAGAUACCCUUGUUCAUGACAUUGUUGCUCUUACCUUCGCAUGGCUAUGCUUGGGCCAGAUUUGCGAUCUCCACGCUCAUCGUCGGAGCGCCCAGCGCGCACCCCAUCAUCAUUUCUUGGAUCAGUUGCAAUAGCUUCGAUCCUAAGAAGCGUGGCAUAGCUGUUGCUUUGUUUGGAACCAUUCAAGAACUUGGCAGUGCCGCGGCCGCACNNGACAAGCCGUACUAUUAUACCGGCAAUAAAGUUCUUAUUUCAAUAUGCGCGGUAGCUAUAGUGGUUAUUUUGACACACAGAGAAGUGUUCAGAUAUCUCAAUCGCAAGAAACGAAAGGCCUGGGAGGGCAUGAGUGAGGUUGAGCAAAGAGACUAUGACCGAACGCAGGGACAUCGUAUCGGAAACAAGAGUAUUACCUUUGCUUUUGGCUAC